Molecule: messenger RNA, 591 nt
Organism: Neocloeon triangulifer
Lineage: Eukaryota; Metazoa; Arthropoda; Insecta; Ephemeroptera; Baetidae
Product: E3 ubiquitin-protein ligase RNF180-like
Exons: 2
Coding region: 55-456 (133 amino acids)
Biological process (GO): positive regulation of proteasomal ubiquitin-dependent protein catabolic process; norepinephrine metabolic process; serotonin metabolic process
Cellular component (GO): endoplasmic reticulum membrane
Molecular function (GO): ubiquitin protein ligase activity; ubiquitin conjugating enzyme binding
Source: RefSeq, a predicted model, not a curated record
AAUAACAAAACCUGCCAGCGACUAUGUUGUUUGUCUUGUCGCGGCGCAAGGGACAUGCAAGAAAAGAGCCCUAACGAGUCUCGUGAUAGCAAUCUGGAUCACCUGAAGGGCUGCUAUCGCCUGCACUGCUGCAACUGCAGCAAAGUCCUGGUCUCCGAAGCCCAGGGCCUGAUCACGGAUUCCCACGGGGCCCUGAUUUUUAAGGGCGAGGAACAAACCUGUCCUGACGCUUCCCUUUGGUAUUUGAAGGAAGGGCUUUGGCCCUCCUGGAUCGAAGAGCAAAUUGUUGAAUCCGGCUGGACCAAAGGGCGGCUGUGCUGCUUGGCCUGCAAAAACCGCAUCGGUGCUUUUGACUUUGUCAGUGGGGCCCAGUGUUUGUGCGAGGAAAAAGUCGUCAGGCCGGCCGUGCAAAUCACAAGAGCAAAGGUCGAUUUGAAAUCGGUUCGUAAUGGAUGAACGAACAGAGACUGACGAAGGCCCGAUUUUCAACGAGCAGGCCAAACGCAACAUCCAAGCAUUCGGACUUCUUUUCUUCUACAGCUGCUUGAUGUUCACAUUUCCCUUCGGGGCCUUCUAUGGGACGAGAUGGGC